Messenger RNA from Octopus bimaculoides (California two-spot octopus), 2991 nucleotides. Its product is annotated as kinesin-like protein KIF25. Gene Ontology annotation, molecular function: microtubule motor activity; ATP binding; microtubule binding. Lineage: Eukaryota; Metazoa; Mollusca; Cephalopoda; Octopoda; Octopodidae. Gene Ontology annotation, biological process: microtubule-based movement. Gene Ontology annotation, cellular component: microtubule cytoskeleton. The record is from RefSeq and is a predicted model, not a curated record.
UAGUUGCAAGCACCAGAUACAUGACAUUGCCUACACACACACACAUGCACAGGCACUCACAGAGGUACACACACACACACAUGCACAGCACUCGCAGAGGUACACAGACACACACAAUCACUCACGUAUUUGCUUUAAAUGACUUGCAUAUACACAUACAUAUAUGCAGAUAUGUCAUCUCCGUCUCUAUCACCCACACUUCAAACUCAAAUACCCAGUAACAACGUUUACUGUUGCCAUUGAUAGUUACUACUAUUGCAUGAGUGUGUGUGUGCAUGUGUGUGAGAGUGAGUCUGUGUGAUGUGUGAGUGAGUGAGUGUGUGUGUAUAUGUGAGUGUAUGUUUGUGUGUGUGUGUGUGUGUGUGUGUGAUCAGGGAUUGCCUUGUUCAAAAGAAUGCAAAACCUGUUAAUCAAAGACAAGUGAUAACAUGUAUUCAAAAGAAACCAACUUAAAAUCCUGGUUACUCCUGGUAACUCUACAAACACAUACAUACCCUCCCACACUCUAUCUCUCAUACAUACAAUUCACACUACAGACACACAUACACACUUCUGUGUGUGUGUGUGUGUACAUAUAUAUAUAUAUAUAUAUAUAUAUAUAUACAUAUGUGUGUGUGUGUAUGUAUAUAUCAUAUAUACACACAUACAUACUCUUAUUCACACACAUGAAUAUAAACUCAUACAUACAUAUAUAUGUACACAUGCACAUGAUACAUUGUUCACAUGUGAUUACAUUAGUGUUGUUAUAAACAAAUUACCAAAUACUAAUCAUCAACUACUAAUUACUGAUUACUACUGAUCCCUGAUCAUGCCAGUAGGAUUUGAUUUUAGACAAGACUCACCUCUUCUCAUUGAACAACUGGAAAAAUCCUUAAGGGAAAAAGAUGAAAGAAUUAUGAGUUUGGAAACAGAGAAUGCCAUGUUACACCUUAGGACUGCACAACUAAUGCGGAGUCAGCAGGCAGCAGCUGAAGUUGCCAUGGUAACCCGUAUACAUUAUCAACAACAACUUGUUAGAGCCAAGCAAGCGAUACAUGAAUUAAAACAAUGUUUGAGUUAUACAAAAAAUGAAAUGAGGAUUUUUGAAAGGAAAACUUCUGAGCAAUUAGUACAUUCAAGAAGGGUAGUAGAACAGUAUUCCCAGAUUUCAAGAGUUGAGUCUUCUACAGUGUCAGAACUACAGAGAAAAUUCCUGAGCUUGCAGCAACAGUUGAAAGACAUCAGUGAGAAACAUGAAAAAGAGAGAAAGCAGAGGAAACAGUUACACAAUGACUUGAUGGAAUUACGUGGCAACAUUAGAGUCCACUGUCGUCUUCGGCCUGUGUUCCACACUGAUGUACAAGGUGAUCCAGUUACAUCGGUUAGAACAUCUCCAGAGCAACCAGAAGUGGCUCUAUAUUUCUUAGAUGAUGAAAACAUUUGUGUUCGGUCAUCAAAGCAUAACAAGGUGUUUGAAUUCGAGAGAGUCUAUGGCCCUGAUGACUGUCAGCAAAAUGUCUUUGAUCAAGUUCAGCCAAUGCUAACAUCAUUGCUCGAUGGAUACAAUGUGUGUAUAAUGGCCUAUGGACAAACAGGAAGUGGCAAAACACAUACAAUGCUUGGAAGUCACAAGAAUGAGAAUUACAACCUGAGCCAUGAGGCACAUCCAGAUGAGGGUGUGAUACCUCGAGCUAUGAGGGAACUGUUCAGUCUGAUGUCAGAGAAGCCUACAGGGACAUAUCAAGCUGAGGUGUCAGUGGUUGAGAUCUACAACAAUGACAUACGUGAUCUCCUCAGUAAGGACUUCAAAAGCAAGCAUGACCUAGUCACGUGUCCAGAUGGGUCACUGAGCCUUCCUACUGUCACCUUCAGGCAAGUAGCAUCGGUCAAAUCUGUGAUGUCCUGUGUAGUCCAUGGUUUACGCACACGUCGGGAGAGUGCCACUCUUGUACAUGAACACUCCAGUCGAUCUCACUUAGUCGUAACAUUGUUGAUUACUACUAACGACACCACACGUGCCUGGCAUACAGAUCCUGCAACAUCUGAUUGGUCAAGUUCAGUAAUCAGCUCAAAUUUACCCCUGAGUAAAGAAAAGGGUAGAACCACCCCACCAAAUGUUUCUUCACCCAACCCCAGUGUUAUUAAAACUAAGCUGCAGCUUGUAGAUUUGGCUGGAAGUGAAUGUGUUGGAUUAUCUGGUGUCAAGGGUGCUGCAUUUCGUGAAACGUCUAGUAUCAACAAGAGUCUCUCUGCUCUUGCUGAUGUCUUAGGAGCACUGGCAGAACGAAGAACUCACGUACCAUAUCGUAACAGCAGACUUACCUACUUCCUCCAAGACUCAAUUGGUGGCAAUGCUAAACUCUUACUGCUGCUAUGUGUUUCUCCAACCAAGCACUACAUUACUGAAUCUCUGCAAUGUCUUGGCUUCGGGCAAAGAGCCAGACAGGUUCAAAGAGGUCCAGCUAAACGUAGAUUGCCAACAACCAUGGAGAAAUCUGAAGUUUCUGCAAUCAACAGAAGUCAUUCCAAAACCCCGCCAGUAACAAAAUAACAGUAAACAACUAAACAAGCCAACAAAGACAGCCUCUGUAUAGUUGCUGGUAUGCUAGAAAUAGUAGCCAAAACUUUCUCAAAUUACACACUACCAUCUUGAAAAGAAAGGAACAUUAAAUAAUGUAGUACUAGAUGUCUGGGGAAAAAAUAUCAGAAUUGUAUAGGAUUCAAAACCAACAGCAACAACAAUUGAAAUUAAUGAUAAUUCUUUCUAAUUUUUGUGCAGAAAUUUUGAGGAGAAGAACAAAUUGAUUAUAUUGACCUGAGUACUUGACUGGUACUUUAUUUUAUCAAUCCUUUGGCUUUUGAACUCAUAAUGUAAAAAGUCAGAAGUAAUGCUGCUAAGUAUUUUUCUCAGGCAUGGUAAUGACUGUACCAGCUCACCACUUUUACUAUUAUUAUUAUUUUCAUUAUUAUUAUGAAUAAAUAAAUAAAUAAAGAUGUUUCCAAAAUAUCAAA